AUGAGUGUCGCCAUGAGAAGGCUUGUAACAGCCACAAGGACAUUGAGCCUUACGACACCACUCCGUCUGGCAAAUGCCCUGUCACAACAAAUCCAACUUCGUGAUUAUCAAGAAGAAUGCAUCCAGUCCGUCCUGGCAGCAAUCAACCAGGGUCACAAACGGCUGGGAGUCUCAUUAGCUACCGGUGCUGGUAAAACCGUCAUUUUCACCCACCUCAUUGACCGCAUCGAGCCUCGUUCUGACAAUGCUACCCAAACCCUCAUCAUCGCCCACCGUCGGGAACUAGUCGAGCAAGCCGCCCGUCACUGCGCCAACACCUACCCGCACAAGACGGUCGAAGUCGAGAUGGGCAACGUCAAGGCCUCCGGCAUCGCCGACAUUACCGUCGCCAGUCUGCAGUCCAUCAUCUCCGGCGAUCGCCUGCUCAAGUUCGACCCAUCGCGCUUCAAGCUCGUUCUCGUUGACGAAGCCCACCACAUUGUCGCCCCCGGCUACCUGCGCACCCUCGAGCACUUUGGUCUCCGACAAAAACAGGUCGACUCGCCCCAUCUGGUUGGCGUCUCGGCCACUUUCUCGAGAGCAGACGGUCUCAGGUUGGGAGCAGCUAUCGAUGAAAUUGUUUACCACAAGGACUACGUCGACAUGAUCGGCGACAAAUGGUUGUCCGACGUCAUUUUCACCACUGUCGACUCAUCGGUAGACCUGAGCAAUGUCAAGAAGGGUGCUGGAGGAGACUUUGACAUAGCACAGCUUUCCCGCGCCGUCAAUCUCGAAGAAACGAAUGACAUCGCCGUGCGUACAUGGUACGCCAAAGCAGGUACCCGCAAGUCCACACUGGUGUUUUGCGUCGACCUCGCCCACGUAGCGGACAUGACGGCCACGUUCCGUCGAUAUGGCUACGACGCGCGGUUCGUGACGGGUGACACGCCCGCCAAGGAGCGGGCCGACAUUUUGGACGCGUUUAAAAGGUUCGAAUUCCCUGUGCUGGUGAACUGCGGGGUAUUCACGGAGGGGACGGAUAUCCCAAAUAUCGACUGUAUCUUAAUGGCGAGGCCGACAAAGUCAAGGAACCUGCUGAUUCAGAUGAUUGGACGCGGCAUGAGGUUGUACCCUGGCAAGGAGAAUUGUCAUAUUAUUGAUAUGGUAUCAAGCUUGGCGACGGGAAUCGUCACGACACCAACGCUGUUUGGGCUCGAUCCGGAUCUGUUGGUGGAGGAAGCGUCGGUGGAGGAUCUGAAGGAACAAGGAGAGCGAAGGGCAAAGGAGGAGGCAAGGAAGGAGAUUGUCUAUCACUCGACUGAGCGCACAAAUCCGGCGCCGCAGGGUGAAUGGGCUGUGACCUUCACCGAGUACGAGUCGGUCUUUGACUUGAUUGCCGACUCGUCGGGCGAGAGACACAUCCGCUCGAUCAGCCAGUACUCCUGGGUGAUGAUCGGGCAGGACAAGUAUGUUAUCAGUGGCCCUGACGGCUCCUACGUCAAGCUGGAGAAGGUUGCGCCCGAGGAAGAAGAGCAAGGGGCACCACCAUGGGUUGCCUACGAAGUGCGCACGCUGCCUGUGUCUACGCCAUCCAAAUCUCCCUACGCGUCGCCACGCGAGAUCCUAAAGGCCGAAACAUUUGCCGACGCCGUUCAUGGUGCCGACAGCUUUCUUGCGUCAUCAGCUGGUCAAGGCAAGUACCCUCGCAACUUUAUCCACAGAGGUAUGAAGUGGCGCGAUGAUCCGGCAACCGACGGCCAGAUUAAGUUUAUCAACAGGACGAUUCGUCGCGGGCAGGAGCCGGUCGAGCCCACGGAUAUCACGAGAGGUGCGGCGUCGGAUAUGAUCACCAAGUUUAAGCAUGGGGCGCGUGGCAGGUUUGCCGACUUGUCAGCGGUCAAGAAGCGGAAAAAGAAGCAGAUCCUGUUGCUUGAGAAGGACAAACGACUGCGCGAGACGGUGUCAGUUGGGUCUGUUGCGGCUAUGGCACUCUAGGAAUUCUCUUCAUUUUGUUCUAUCAAAGCAUGCCUCUAUCAAUCAUCUCGAGUUCUUUUCAUCUGGCGCUUUGCUCUCGGUCUUUGCUGUCGUCAUUGUAACCGUUGCCAAUACUAUCGUCGUCAAUAGACCAAAUUCACGAUUCC
Molecule: messenger RNA, 2120 nt
Organism: Neurospora tetrasperma FGSC 2508
Lineage: Eukaryota; Fungi; Ascomycota; Sordariomycetes; Sordariales; Sordariaceae
Exons: 3
Coding region: 1-1974 (657 amino acids)
Molecular function (GO): DNA binding; ATP binding; hydrolase activity
Source: RefSeq, a predicted model, not a curated record